AUGAGCAGUACUGCUGCACAACCACCGGUCAUUCUGGUCAUUGGAGGAAGUGGAAAAGUGGGCACAGAAUUGGUUCAGAGCCUAUUAGAACGCAAGGCCCGAAUUCGAAUUUUGGUUCGUCAUGUUGAAAAUGCAAAAUCACUCUUUGGCAAUCAAGUGGAAUAUGUAGCUGGAGAUGUGACUCAAAAUCUAGACACAUCAGUAGUAGAUACGAGUGCCUUCCAAAAUGUGGAACGUUUGUUCAUUCUUGUUCCCAAUAAUCCCAAACAAGUGGCACAAGAAUUAAAUCUCGUGAAAAAAGUCCUUCAACAAAGUGCUCUAACGUUGAGACAAGUCUUGAAAUUGAGUGUCUUGAAUGCAGAUGCGAGUCGUCCUCUGGGAGAUUUACAACGAUUGCAUGGCCAAAUUGAGAAUCGUUUGGAAGACUAUUUAAACGAACAUGCUCCUCAGGUGCAUUUCACGGUAUUGAGACCCAACAACUUUAUGCAAAAUUUAUUGGCUGAAGCAAACGGAAUCAAGAACGAGGGUGUGUUGUAUCGUCCUCGAGCUGAACCGUUCGAAUAUAGAAUUUCAUUCAUUGACACUCGAGAUAUUGGAGAAGCUGCAGCAACCAUUUUGACAGAAAAUCCUGAAAAACAUUCUGGACGAAGCUACGAGUUGACUGGACCUGAAGCAUUGAGUUGGGAUGAAGUGGUUCAACGAAUCUCUACGGUAGCCAAUCAUCCAGUGAAAGUCGUCUACGUCGAUGAUGCUGGAUUUUAUAAUGCCUUGACCUUUUUGCCAGAGUUUUAUCGAUUUUAUUUUGUCAAAUUGAUGCAAACGUAUCGUGUGGAGAGACGUUCUGCAAUCAUUGCUGGAGAUUAUAAAUUAAUUACUGGAAAGGAAUCAAGAAAGUUGGAUGACUUUUUGAAAGAACAUGCUUCCAACUUUUAA
Messenger RNA from Naegleria lovaniensis, 933 nucleotides. RefSeq lists its product as uncharacterized. The coding region runs from base 1 to 933 and encodes 310 amino acids. NCBI's taxonomy places the organism in Eukaryota, Heterolobosea, Eutetramitea, Acrasida, Naegleriidae. The record is from RefSeq and is a predicted model, not a curated record. The transcript has a single exon.